AAACUGCUCACUGAGUCUUUUCAAAGCUCCUUCCACCGUGGCUGGGUGCUGGGGCCAUGCGGAUUUGAGCUAUGUGACAUGUGACGUGAAGGGAGCUGAAUCAGCCACUACCCUCCCAGCAGGAACUUUUCUGGGAAAUAUAGCUUUCUUCAGGGGAAAGCAUCACAACAGUAUCAUGCAUCAAGACACGAGAAGUAAUUCUUCCGCUCUACUCUGCGCCGAUAAGGCCUCCGCUGGAGUCUCGUGUCCAGUUCUGAGCGCCACAUUUCAGGAAGGAUGUGGACAAAUUGGAGAAAGUCCGGAGGAGAGCGACAAAAACGAUUAAAGGUCUAGAAAACGUGACCUACGAGGAAAGAGUGAAAAAAUGGGGUUCGUUUGGUUUGGAGAGGAGAAGACGGAGAGGGGACAUGGUAACCGUUUUCAAGUAUCUAAAAGAUUGUUCCAAGGAGGAGGGCCCUCAGUGAUCCAGCUCUUCAGGAAUCUCUUUGGGCUCGGGCAGAGCGCGCAGGAGGGCCCAGAAACCAGAGCAGACGCACGAGAGCAGGGUAACGUCGGGGACCUAGAAGAAAACAGCUCCCUGGUGCCUGCUGGGGCUGAGUCUGAGACCAGCCAGCCAGCAGGCAAAGAGCUAACGGGCGACCACCCGACUGAUGAGCCCCGUGGAGAUGCAACAGGCGACCGCAUGGGGGAGAUCCUUGGAGAGCUGAAGGAUAUCAGUCUUGGGGGCACCCCUUCCAGCCGUGGCAGGAGAUCCCCUCCUAUGCUGGACCCCAGUGGCAUGGAGAUGGGAGACUCCGGUGACUGGGCCUUGUCAGACCUCUCUGAGAGCGGUAGCUGCAUUGACGCCAGCGUGGAUGUGGAGGAGAAGCAGAACAUGGGAAGUGGAGCAACAGGGGAGCCGUGCGGGCAAUGCUCUGAGACAGGAGAUGCAGGAGGAGCAUCUGCUGAGAGAUGGCCCUUGGGGAGCAGGCCCUCGGUGCUCCAGCUUGUUAGGAACCUCUUUGGGCUCAGGCAGAGUGUGCAGGAGGGCCCAGAAGCCAGAGCAGAUGCACAAGAGAGCGGGGACGUCAGGGACCUAGAAGAAAACAGCUCCCUGUUUCCUGCUGGUGCUGAGUCUGAGACCAGCGAGCCAGCGGCCAAAGAGCUAACGGGCGACCACCCAACCGAUGAGCCCCAUGGAGAUGCAACAGGCGACCGCAUGGAGGAGAUCCUUGGAGAACUGAAGAAUAUCAGUCUUGGGGGAGUCCCUUCCAGCCAUGGCAGGAGAUCCCCUCCUAUGCUGGACCCCAGUGGCAUGGAGAUGGGAGACUCUGGUGGCUUUGUCAACACUGCUGUGGGCAAAGAUAAAACAGCCCAGGAUCUAUGCAGCAGAAUCUCUGGCAGGGAGGCAGAGAGGGUGGGAGAAGCUUCUGGUGACACAGGAACAUGGGGAAAGGCUGGAAUCUCCCAGGUUCUGCCUGCUGACAACGAAGGAAUCACACUGACUGCAGGACCCCUGGCAAUGACCCCCAAGGACUUCCAUGCCAAGGAGGAGAGAGAGUGCCUCCUGAAAGAGGAUCUAAAUGGAGGAUCUCCGAAGGCAGAGCUGUCUCCAUGGAACAAACUCGUCAACAUGUACAAGCAGCGACGGAAGCUUCCUGUUCCUAAGGAAAACCCAGUGCAGCUAGAAAUGGAAGAGGGAUCCACUCUGAAUCUAACUGUUUAUGAAUUUGCAACACCUGAGCCUCAUCUCAUCUCUUCAAAAUCUUCCAGUACUGCCCUGAUCUAUAGGUUUCCUGAUGACGGAGCUGGGGAAGCUGUUGGCCACUUUGGGAGAGCCCAGGUAGACCUGAGGACAAAUGGACUGGGAGCUCCUGAAGCAGACUGAGAGCCUGCACCUAGAAGAGAUGGGACAGUGGCCCCAAGACCAAACUUAUGUUUUGAUCACGAUGAGUCUGCAAGUCCCCUUCAUCUAGCAGAUGAAGAAAGAAGAUUGAAACCUGUUCUUUGGUCCCCACUAGGCUGGUGUCUGGGACAAGGUCUGUUAGCUGCCAGCUUGUUCCUGUUUCCUCUUUCAGUGUCUACGUCUUCCCCCCUUUGAAUGUUUAUCCUCUUGCCUUCUCCUCUCCCUGCCACCUGAGGGAUGACCCCAUCUGUACUAGGCUGGCAUCCACUGUAUUUUUAGAGUAAGUGUUUUACGUUGAUUGAUUGUUCUCAGUUCCCCCUAAACUCUCAGACUCCUCCCCACUUAUUAAAUGAAGUUCUGUGUUGAAUUAAUUUC
Chrysemys picta bellii (western painted turtle) is the source of this 2260-nucleotide messenger RNA. RefSeq lists its product as uncharacterized. The record is from RefSeq and is a predicted model, not a curated record. Lineage: Eukaryota; Metazoa; Chordata; Testudines; Emydidae.